Molecule: messenger RNA, 441 nt
Organism: Suhomyces tanzawaensis NRRL Y-17324
Lineage: Eukaryota; Fungi; Ascomycota; Pichiomycetes; Serinales; Debaryomycetaceae
Gene: ISY1
Product: Isy1p
Exons: 1
Biological process (GO): mRNA 3'-splice site recognition; generation of catalytic spliceosome for second transesterification step
Cellular component (GO): post-spliceosomal complex; post-mRNA release spliceosomal complex; catalytic step 2 spliceosome
Source: RefSeq, a predicted model, not a curated record
UCCCGGAAUAAGGAGAAAGCUCAGGCUUCUCUUAACAGGUUUCACGAUCAGAAAGCUAAGGAGGCUGGUGUGCUUGAGUCCAAUCCUAAUCUCAGACCCAAAUAUGUCCAAUCAGUGGACUCACUUCCCCAAGCAGAGAAGUGGAGAUCAACAAUAAUAAGUGAAAUUUCCACUAGACUCACGUGGAUCCAAGAUCCUGAUGCAACAGAUGCAGAGCUUAGGGAAUUGAAUGACACGAUAAACAAACUUUUUAAUGAGAAAAGAGCCUGGGAAUACCACAUCAAGUCAUUGGGAGGAAAUGACUAUUUGAAUUUUGGCAAAAAUUUGAGUAGCACGGGACUUUUGACCAACGUGGAUUUGAGUGGUGCUACUUCAAGGGGAUAUAGAUACUUUGGUAGAGCAAAGGAGCUUCCAGAUGUCAAGAAAUUAUUAGAGACCAAA